This is a messenger RNA of Penicillium maclennaniae, 2322 nucleotides long. Its product is annotated as threonine--tRNA ligase THS1. Gene Ontology annotation, molecular function: threonine-tRNA ligase activity; ATP binding. The record is from RefSeq and is a predicted model, not a curated record. Gene Ontology annotation, cellular component: cytoplasm. The transcript is spliced from 5 exons. Lineage: Eukaryota; Fungi; Ascomycota; Eurotiomycetes; Eurotiales; Aspergillaceae. The coding region runs from base 1 to 2322 and encodes 773 amino acids. Gene Ontology annotation, biological process: threonyl-tRNA aminoacylation.
AUGGCUUCUGACGCCCCCGAGGAUUUGCCCGUCCGGCCUGCCGACGAGGCUCAGGGCACUUCUCAGCCUGCCGCUGCCCCGCCAAAAGACGCCAAAGCGAAGAGCGCCCCUCCUGCCGAUAACCUCCCCCAGUGGCUGAUUGAGCGUAACGAGCUCUUCGAGCAGCUUUGGCAAGAACAUCUUGAGGAGACCAAGAACCGCCCUCACCCCGAAAUCAAUGUUACCCUCGACAUUGGCGACGGCAACCCCACCUCCGUCCCCGCGAAGGCAUAUGAAACCACCCCCGGAUCUUUCUUGCGCGAUGUUCCCAAGGAUGUGAGCGCCAAUGUGGUUAUCGCGAAGGUGAAUGGCGAACUCUGGGAUUUGAACCGCCCUCUGGAAGGUGACUGUAAGGUUCUUUUGGUACCUUUCAGCAACCCGGAGGCCCGUGAGGUGUUCUGGCACUCCAGUGCCCACACUCUCGGCGAGGCUUGCGAGUGCGAAUUCGGCUGCCUCUUGUCCCAUGGCCCCCCUACUCCCCAGGGUUUCUUCUACGACAUGGCCAUGCCUGAUGGACGUGUCGUCCGCGAGGCCGACUGGAAGCCUCUUGAUACCCGUGCCGGAAAGAUUUUUAAGGAAAAGCAAAGCUUCGACCGUUUGGAGGUGUCCAAGGAGAAUUUGAAGAAAAUGUUCUCUUACAGCAAGUACAAACUCCACUACAUCGAUAAGCUGGUCACCGGCGAGUCAUCUACAGUAUACCGCUGCGGUACACUGGUUGAUCUGUGCCGUGGUCCACACAUCCAGAACACUGGCAAGAUCAAGACCUUCAAGAUCAUGCAGAACUCCUCUGCCUACUUCCUCGGUGACCAGACCAACGACUCCUUGCAACGUAUCCGCGGUGUCGCAUUUCCGGACAAGAAACAGAUGGCCGAGCAUCUCCGAUUCUUAGAAGAGGCCGAAAAGCGCAAUCACCUGCGCCUGGGUAAAGAGCAGGAGCUGUUCUUCUUCGAUGAGGUUUCCCCUGGUUGCCCCUUCUUGCUUCCCGCCGGAACCAAGAUCUUCAACGCUCUGCAGUCUCUUCUUCGCACCGAGUACCGCAAGCGCGGAUACCAAGAGGUCCAGACCCCCAACAUGUAUGACGUUGGUCUUUGGAAGCAAUCCGGUCACUGGGCUCAUUACAAGGAUGAUAUGUUCAAGUUGGAUGUUGAGAAGCGUGAAUGGGCUCUCAAGCCUAUGAACUGCCCGGCACAUUUCGUCCUGUUCGGUCACCGCGAGCGUAGUUACCGCGAAUUGCCCAUGCGCAUUGCAGACUUUGGUGUUCUGCACCGUAACGAGGCCUCGGGUGCUCUCAGCGGUCUGACCCGUGUACGCAAGUUCCAGCAGGAUGAUACGCACAUUUUUUGCACUCAGGACCAAAUCAUGUCCGAGAUUGAAGGCCUCUUCGACUUCCUGAAGUGUAUCUACGGUUUAUUCGGCUUCGAUUUCAAACUCAAGCUCAGUACCAGACCAGAAAAGUAUUUGGGGGCCCUAGAGACCUGGAACGAAGCUGAAGACCAGCUGAAGAGGGCCAUGACCAAAUUUAAGGGCGAUGACUGGACCAUUGACGAGGGCGAUGGUGCCUUCUACGGACCCAAGAUCGAUAUCACCAUUGCUGACGCUCUCAAGCGUGAAUUCCAGUGUGCGACAAUCCAGCUUGACUAUUCAGCCCCGAUUCGAUUCGAUUUGCAGUACAUGGAUAACCAGUCCGCCGCGAAGACCGAGAAGACCGAGAAGACCGAGAAGACCGAGAAGACCGAGAAGACCGAGAAGACCGAGAAGACCGAGAAGACCGAGAAGACCGAGAAGACUGAGAAGACCAAAAAGACCGAAAAGACCGAGAAGUCUAAGGAGACCGAGCAGAAGGAGGUCAAGCCCACCGAACCUGGCCCUGGCCGUGCUCGCCCCGUUGUCAUUCACCGUGCCAUUAUCGGCUCCUUCGAGCGUUUCCUUGGCAUCCUGAUCGAACACUUCGGUGGCAAGUGGCCCUUCUGGAUCAGCCCCCGCCAGAUUCUGAUCGUUCCCGUCAUGCCGGCUGUCAACGAUUACGUUGAGGAAUUGCAGCAGAUCCUCCAGGGGGAUAAGCUGAACGUCGAUAUCGAUAUCAGCGGUAAUACAAUGGCAAAGAAAAUUCGGACCGGUCAAAUUAACCAGUACAAUUUCAUUUUCGUGGUGGGAGCAUCAGAGAAGGAGUCUCGCACUGUGAAUAUCCGGAACCGCGAUGACCCGGCGAGUCAGACCAAGGGAACGGAGGUUGCGCUACGACGAGGCACGAAUGAAGCUCCGUGCUUUGCGCAAGGAGCGUAG